Messenger RNA from Candidula unifasciata, 414 nucleotides. NCBI's taxonomy places the organism in Eukaryota, Metazoa, Mollusca, Gastropoda, Stylommatophora, Geomitridae. The record is from the annotation of a GenBank genome assembly.
ACUGUUGAGCAUUGCUACUACCAUGGCAGCGUGAGGAAGGAUGAGUGGUCUAGUGUUGCAGUCAGCACAUGCAAUGGAAUACGUGGUGUUAUACAAAUGCAUAAUGAAACGUAUAUUAUCCACCCUUUGAUAAAAGAUGAUGAGGAUCUAGAACAUCCUCAUGUUAUUUUCAAGGCCUCAGUGUCGCACAUGAUGAUAAUUGUGGCAACAGUCAUGGACUUUGGUUGCCAUUUCAAGAACUUCACAAAGGAGAGCUUAUUAAAAGAACCAAGUUUGCAAAUGCUCAGAGGAGUCACCAUCAAACAAAUGAAACUUCUCCAAAACUGUUACGGAUUGGCAUGGUUCUGGAUAAAUCAAUGUAUAUGGGUUUGGAGUUCAGUCAACAGCAUGUCACACAGUAUGCACUUGAUGUAG